Molecule: messenger RNA, 888 nt
Organism: Dalotia coriaria
Lineage: Eukaryota; Metazoa; Arthropoda; Insecta; Coleoptera; Staphylinidae
Product: brachyurin-like
Exons: 5
Coding region: 103-888 (261 amino acids)
Biological process (GO): proteolysis
Molecular function (GO): serine-type endopeptidase activity
Source: RefSeq, a predicted model, not a curated record
AGUAGAUAUGUUUUCGUGUAUCUAACACUCAAAGUUUUAAUAAAAUCGGAUAUGAAGCUAGCGCACUGUAUUGUUGAUCAUCAGUAAAGUCACAAACACAAAAUGGCGACAAUCAACUUGUUUAUUCUAUUGUGUUGUGUAACAGUGUUUGUUAGUGCACAAAAUAGUGAUGUAGCAAAAGCUGGUGAAAGAAAUUGGGGUGGAGUGGAAGCAGACAGGGGACAAUUCAAAUGGCAUGUAGCCAUCGGAAAUAAAGCAGAAGAUGGUGAAUACAAACCAAUUUACAGUGGAGCCCUAAUUUCGAAACAAUGGGUUCUCACACAUUACGGCAUCAAUACUUCUAAUGUAGAUUUAGUAGUUAUUUUGGGCGCAACUCGCUUGUAUGAUGACCAAGAUGGCAAAAUAAUAACUAAAUUUGAGAAAAUUGUGUAUAGAUAUGAAUAUUGGGUUGCUUUAGGUAAACUAGUUGCACCUGUGCAGUUUACCGACUACAUUGGACCAAUUAAACUACCAAAACCAACUGAUUACCUUGCUGGAGGUACCUCAGUGUGGUUUAGUGGAUGGGGUUGGGUGAAUCAAACUUCAGACUAUGUCAAUGAACUCAGGUGUGUUGAUUUGUUCACGCUUUCUAAUGAAAAUUGCAACUGUGGUAAUUACCCUGAUUAUUACGUUUGCACCGAUGGCAGUGAAGGAAAAUGUCCGUGGUUGGGUGGGGACCAUGGUGGGGCAAUUGUGCAGUACAUUAAUGGCGCUUGGACUCAUAUGGCUAUGAUGAGUUUUAUUCACUAUAAUGGAUGUCCUAUGGGCGAACCCACUGUAUUCACACGUACUACAUAUCUUCUUGAUUUUAUUUACGCCAAUACUGGUCCUAUAACUAUUUACAAUUAA